GCAGCGAUGAAGGCAUUAGUGCUCACCCUCCUCUUCCUCCUCCUUGCAGCCAGCGAGGCCAAAGUAUUUAUCAGAUGUGAACUGGCUUCACUUCUCAAACGGCAUGGACUGGAUGGAUAUCAUGGCUACAGCUUGGGCAACUGGCUCUGUAUGGCUUAUCACGAGAGCAGGUACAACACCAAAUCUGUGGGGUAGCCAAACUCGGAUGGCAGCCACGACUAUGGGAUUUUCCAGAUAAACAGCCGCUGGUGGUGCAACAAUAAACAGGGCCGUACAGCUAAUGGCUGCAAGAAGCUUUGCAGCGCUUUCACCAAUGAUGACAUCACAGAUGAUAUUGCUUGUGCUAAGAGAAUUGUGCGUGAUCCCAAUAAGAUGGGUGCCUGGGUUGCCUGGAGAAAUAACUGCAGAGGAAAAGAUCUGUCAAAGUGGACUCGUGGCUGCAAGCUCUGA
Molecule: messenger RNA, 450 nt
Organism: Python bivittatus (Burmese python)
Lineage: Eukaryota; Metazoa; Chordata; Lepidosauria; Squamata; Pythonidae
Source: RefSeq, a predicted model, not a curated record